Osmia bicornis bicornis is the source of this 671-nucleotide messenger RNA. RefSeq names its product cytochrome c oxidase subunit 5A, mitochondrial (gene COX5A). Gene Ontology annotation, cellular component: mitochondrial inner membrane. The transcript has 2 exons. The record is from RefSeq and is a predicted model, not a curated record. NCBI's taxonomy places the organism in Eukaryota, Metazoa, Arthropoda, Insecta, Hymenoptera, Megachilidae. Gene Ontology annotation, biological process: mitochondrial electron transport, cytochrome c to oxygen. Bases 96 to 557 code for a protein of 153 amino acids.
UACUACCUAUAGUCACUGCUGCCGUCGCUUUUACGCAACAAGGUGCGGUGUAUCCUUGACAAAUUUAUUAAAUUUUCAAUAAAAUUGCAUAUAAAAUGUUGCGAUUUGUCGGAGAACGAAUAACAUCCGUUGCAAGGAAUUCUAUAAAACCACGUACCGCAGCUAUUAUUACUCAGACCAUUCGUGCUUCCCAUGAUGAAGCUGAGGAACCAGAAGAAGAAUUCAAUAAAAGAUAUAUAGAUUAUUUCAAUCGUCCACAAAUUGAUCAUUGGGAAGUCCGGCAAGUUAUGAACAAAUUAGCUGGUAUAGAUCUUGUACCUGAUCCCUCAGUCAUUUGUGCAGCAUUAAGGGCUUGCAGAAGGCUAAAUGAUUUUGCUCUUUGUAUAAGAUUCCUAGAAAAUGUAAAGGACAAAUGUGGAACAAAAGUUAAUGAAAUCUAUCCUUAUAUUAUACAAGAAAUCAGGCCAACUUUAGAUGAAUUAGGUAUCAACACACCAGAGGAACUUGGUUACGAUAAACCUGAAUUAGCCCUUCAGUCAGUUUGGGAUAUCCAUUAAGCCAAAAGCUUAACAGGAAAAUAUAGUAUUUAUGUAUAGAAAUUCUUUUAAUUUAACUUAUCAGUUAUUACCUGUUAUGUAAUACUGGUCUAAAUAAAUACUUAUUGUUCUGUA